Messenger RNA from Sturnus vulgaris (Common starling), 3856 nucleotides. RefSeq names its product zinc finger protein 366 (gene ZNF366). Lineage: Eukaryota; Metazoa; Chordata; Aves; Passeriformes; Sturnidae. The record is from RefSeq and is a predicted model, not a curated record. Gene Ontology annotation, biological process: regulation of transcription by RNA polymerase II. Gene Ontology annotation, molecular function: RNA polymerase II cis-regulatory region sequence-specific DNA binding; DNA-binding transcription factor activity.
UUUCUUUGUAUUGGUGACACCUCCUAGACAAUAUUAAUGCAGCUAUGCUGGAUAGGAAGCCCUUAGACCAGAAGGAAUUUCUAAAAUGACUGAACUUCGAACAUGAAGCUAGGAUGAUACCAAAAUAGCAAAUGAAGGGGAAAAAAAAUAAUAAAUAAGAUACCCUUGAAAGUUCAUUAUUUGUUGUAUCUGUUUACUCUGUCAUGUCAAGCUGCCAGAUUUUAAUCAACUAACUCUUUGAUUUUCAUUAAGCUUGUCUGCAAAGGUAGCCACUUGCUGACACAUGUUCUGUAGAUACAAGUGUUUUUUCGUUUGUCUGAGGAGUAGAUGUGUUCCUAUCUCACUGGGCAACAGAACCCAUAACAAAUAAUAAGGCAAACUGUGAGAAGGACUUUCAGAUGUCAUUGGAAGUCUUCCCACAGGCCUUAGUGAGGUCUGAUCAUGUCCUAUGAAGAAUUACAAAGGUUAUCACUUUUCUUUUACCAAGCAUUCACUGAAAAAAACCCCACAUUUGUUGAUGAAAGAAGAAGUUUUAUCCUGAAGCCUACUACCAGCAGAUAAAGGAUUGGUCCUGUGAUGCCUGUAGCUGUGGCCAGUGGAAUAAAUCCGUAUGCUCAGUGAAAGCAGUCAAAGGUAACAAGUGACAGGACAAGAGGAAAUGGCCUCAAGUUGUUCCAGGGAAAAAACCUCUUCACAAAAAAGGUGGUCAAGAACUGAACCAGGCUGCCCACAGAAGUGAUUGAGUCUCCAUCCUUGGAGGUAUUUAAAAGGAAUUUUGGCCACAGAGAAGAAAAUUGAAUAUGAUGAAGAACGAAGAAACAAGUUUUAAUGUGGACAAUACCCGAGCCUCUCCCUUUUCUCACUGCCUGCAGCCACUCAGCCCCAUUACAAAGCCACACAGAACAACUCAAUUUGAUGAAGAAUUCAGGACACACCUCUCUCAUUUCCGCUAUGGUCCUCCUCCUCUUGAAAACAUGGAAACAUUCCCGGGGUCCUUGGAAGGAGGGUCUCGUAAACGCAAGAGCAUGCCAACAAAAAUGCCUCCUCCCAUCACCAUUGAGGAUUCCUCAUCAUCACCAGAUAGAGCUGAAGAUCACAAUGACAUAGGCUCUUCCAGUCUCCCCUUGGUGUUCCAACAGCCAGCUCAGCCCAAGUACAGUUCCCAGAUGAUUGACCUCUGCAACUUUGGUUUUCAGUUCUACAGAACUCUGGAGCAUUUUGGAGCCAAGCCCAUUAAGCAAGAACCAGUGAAGCCUAACAUGGCAUGGCCCAGUGGCCCAGCAUUCAUGCAGGCUCCUUACCCUUAUUAUCCUAAAGUCCACCCUGGCUUAAUGUUUCCUUUUAUUGUACCACCAAACUUUCAUUUCAGGAACCCUUUUCAAAUGAAAAGACCUCCAGAACCCCCCUUUAGGAGGACUGAAGUAAGAGAAAGUGGUGAAAACAAACAGAAAGUGGAAAGAGUAGAUGUCAACCUUCAGAUAGAUGACAGCUACUAUGUUGAUGUGGGGGGUGAACAGAAACGCUGGCAAUGUCCAAUGUGUGAGAAAUCCUAUACAUCCAAGUAUAAUUUGGUCACCCAUAUCUUGGGUCACAGUGGCAUUAAGCCACAUGCUUGCACCCGGUGUGGCAAGCUUUUCAAGCAGCUGAGCCACUUGCACACACAUAUGUUGACACACCAGGGCACCCGGCCACAUAAGUGCCAGGUGUGCCACAAGGCUUUCACUCAAACCAGUCACCUUAAGAGACACAUGAUGCAGCACAGUGACAUCAAACCUUACAACUGCAGGAUCUGUGGCAGGGGUUUUGCCUACCCCAGUGAGCUGAAAGCACACGAGUCUAAGCACGAGAGUGGGCGAGAAAACAUUUGUGUGGAGUGUGGUCUGGACUUUCCAACUCUGGCCCAGCUGAAGAGACACCUAACCACUCACCGUGGCCCUAUACAGUACAAUUGCACCGAAUGUGAUAAGACCUUCCAAUACCCAAGCCAGCUGCAAAACCACAUGAUGAAGCACAAAGACAUCCGCCCAUACAUCUGCACUGAAUGCGGCAUGGAGUUUGUGCAGCCUCACCACCUGAAGCAACACUCCCUGACUCACAAGGGUGUGAAAGAGCACAAAUGUGGAAUUUGUGGCCGGGAAUUUACCCUGCUGGCCAACAUGAAGCGACAUGUCCUGAUUCACACCAAUAUCAGAGCCUAUCAAUGCCAUUUGUGCUUCAAGAGCUUUGUGCAAAAGCAGACUCUCAAGGCCCAUAUGAUUGUUCACUCUGAUGUCAAACCCUUUAAAUGUAAGCUAUGUGGAAAGGAGUUUAACAGAAUGCACAAUUUAAUGGGACACAUGCACUUGCACUCAGAUAGUAAACCAUUUAAGUGCCUCUACUGUCCCAGCAAAUUCACCUUGAAGGGGAACCUAACCCGGCACAUGAAAGUCAAACAUGGGGUCAUGGAAAGAGGAUUUCACUCUCAAGGUUUUGGAAGAGGAAGGAUUGCUCUGUCCCAGAGCAAUGUCUUGAGAAGCUUGGAACAGGAAGAGCCAUUUGAUCUUUCCCAGAAAAGCCAAGGGAAGGGAAUCUCAUUUCAUUCUGAUGGUGAGAGUGCCAAGGGAAGCUCAUGCCAGGAAGAAGAAGAAGACAACUGCUAUGGGGCAGAGCGGUACAGCCCUGCCACGUACCACCAUGAUGACAACAAGCUGUACAUGGCUCAAGAUCUCUCUGGCAAACCUGAGUGCAUGAUGAAGGACUUCAGAGAGUCCUACUGCAAUGAGAAGGAAGAGGCGUUAAGUGAGGGAGGACUGGGGAAGAGAAUAGGAAAUUCAGACAAAGAGGAGAGAUGUGGAGAGGGAGAGCUUGCAAACAACAAAGAACAUCUCAGCUUUAGAUCCUUUGAAAAGGCCAGACUUGGUCACUCUCUCUCUGAUUACUUGUAUUUCAAGCACAGGAACAAGAGUUUGAAAGAAUUGCUGGAAAGAAAAAUGGAAAAACAAACAAUGCUUAUAGGCAUUUAAAAUGGACAUUUUAAAACAGCUGGAAAAUGGUAGCAAGAGAAAUUUUAACAUGAAUUGUAAGCUACUAAAGCCUGGAAGUCUGUAGUAGUAUUUAGAAAUAAAUAAGCCAAAUUAUUAAAAAUAAUUUAGGAUAAAACACAUACAUUACAAGAAUAAAGCAACUCAAGGUCACCAAGAAAUGCAAUAGAUAUUGAAAAAUAACACUUUUAUAUUUAUCCAUUUAAUGUAUAACAGACAAUGGGUUGGGUACAGAAGUUUACUUCCUAUUAUAUGGGGAUAGAUACUUACAUGCAAUUUUCUACUUAGCAAAAAGCACCAUACUUUAGCAUCUGAUUUAUUAUCUGACUAAAUAUAUAUGAACACUUCUAACCAUAUGCCUCAAAAAUAUCUGAAAAUAUGAAGUAUUUCACAUUAUAAGACAGAGUACUAUUAAAAAUGGCAUGCACGAAAAUGCUGUCAACAUUCAGAACUAAUACAGCGCAAAUACUUUGAUUUACUGAAGUGACUCUAUGUUCAACUACUUACAAUGAAAAAUGGGAAACAAAUUAAUAGAAAUACUAAUGUCUUGAGAGGCAGUAAAAUUCUGUAAGGCUUUGAAAGGACUGGAAUUUAGUACAAAAGCUAGACCUCUGGCACAAGGAAUGUUCAUGCUUUGCUGUAUUUCAACCAGUAUGAGAGUAUUUAGAAAUUCUUGAAGUGAAAUAGCAUUCAUUGACAUUUUGUUCUACUGCCUGCUUAGACCAAUACGUUUACUGGGCAGCAUCAGCAUGCAGCAUUCACAAUCUUGCCAUAGUUACACAUAACACGGUGCGAGUAAUUUAAUUGAAAAAAAUUAUGCAGCUUUGCCAUUUUUC